Xenopus laevis (African clawed frog) is the source of this 3390-nucleotide messenger RNA. It is a transcript of the gene lrrtm4.L, whose product is annotated as leucine-rich repeat transmembrane neuronal protein 4. The record is from RefSeq and is a predicted model, not a curated record. Lineage: Eukaryota; Metazoa; Chordata; Amphibia; Anura; Pipidae. The transcript has 3 exons. Bases 816 to 2591 code for a protein of 591 amino acids.
AUUGUAUUCUCUGAAAGAGAAGGAGGCCCUGCAUUGCAUUGCAAUGACAGACUGGCUUGUUUGUGGAUUCAGCCUGUCUCCUUUCCUUCCUCCAGCAGAGGACACUCUAUUGCUGAAACUAGGGCAUUAGCAGCAAGCUUCUGAGCAUCAGCAGUCUCUGGGAAAGAAAAAAAAAAUAUCCUCUUGAAUCACAGCUGCUUCCAGCACAGACACAUAGCAGAGUAAACCUGCACCGCUCUAUGGAUAAAUCCACUCUGCACUUCUUUUAAACUUGGGUACCGGCCAUUGAGGUGACCAGCCAUUGUUGUGCACAAAGGAGGAUAUGGAACUGAGGAUGGAUUGCUAAGGAUGGCAGACGACAGUGGGCAAGGCACGUUAGGUAUUGCGAAGAUAUUGCACAGAAGUUGUAUACCUUCCCUUGAAGGCUGCAUUCUCUACUUCACAUUGCAUUCAUAUUCUACAGCAUUCUCAGUCUGAAGACACCCUGGUGGAAUCCGAGAGACUUCUCCUCACCAAUUCUUCCUAAAAUUGCUUUUUUCCCCCUUUGCUUGAUUGAUAUUUUUCCUGGGGACAUAAAACUUUGCAGCAAAAAAAAAAAAUAUAUAUAUAUGUAUAUAUGAGAUAUACAUCUCUUCUUAUUUGUACGGGUGUGGGGCAUCCGAUUUGGGAGCAGGAUGGUUUAAGAGAGGUACCCGGAGGGACCAUGAAGGAAUUGCUGCUUCGCAAUUAAGAGGCAAGGAAGGGGGGGUGGAAAUAAACAACAUUCCGGAGACAAGCCCCAAGGAGAGGAGGAAAGAUUCUCUGGGAGACAGACGAUGGGUUUCCAACCGAUGAAUCAGCUGAAAGGCAUGAGUUUAACAUUGCUACUACUGCCUGCUCUCAUCAUAGUGAUGGUUGUGGGGGCUCAGAAGACUUGUCCAAAGAACUGCAGGUGCGAUGGCAAAAUUGUAUAUUGUGAGUCCCAUGCUUUUAGAGACAUCCCACAGAAUAUAUCAGGUGGCUCCCAAGGACUAUCCCUGCGUUACAACAGCAUCAAAAUGCUAAAAUCCCACCAAUUUUCUGGCCUUAACCAGCUGGUCUGGCUCUACCUUGACCACAAUUACAUUAGCUCGGUGGAUGAGGAUGCUUUCCAAGGCAUCCGACGACUGAAGGAACUAAUUCUGAGCUCCAAUAAAAUUUCAUACCUGGCCAACAACACCUUCCACCCUGUCCCCAACCUGAGGAAUUUGGAUCUAUCAUACAACAAGCUUCAGACGCUGCAGUCUGAGCAGUUCAAAGGUCUCCGCAAGCUCUUAAUUCUGCACCUGCGCUCUAACUCCCUGAAAACUGUGCCAGUUCGGGUUUUUCAGGACUGUCGCAAUUUGGAUUUUUUGGAUCUGGGUUACAACCGGCUUAGGAGUCUAUCUCGUAAUGCAUUUGCUGGUCUUUUGAAACUCAAGGAACUCCACCUGGAGCACAAUCAGUUCUCUAAGGUGAACUUUGCUCACUUCCCCCGCCUCUUCAACUUGCGUUCUCUUUACUUGCAAUGGAACAAAAUACGAUCUAUCAGCCAGGGGUUAACCUGGACUUGGAGUGCCCUGCAAAACCUUGACCUUUCAGGGAAUGAUAUACAAAACCUGGAACCUGGAACUUUUCAAUGUCUCCCAAACCUACAGAAACUCAACUUGGAUUCCAACAAACUUAUGAAUGUCACCCAGGAAACUCUCAAUGCUUGGAUAUCAUUGACCUCCAUAAUGCUCUCUGGAAACAUUUGGGAAUGCAACAAAAAAUUAUGCCCUCUUGUUUUCUGGCUUAAAAACUUCAAAGGGAACAAGGAAAGCAUCAUGAUAUGCGCAAGUCCCAAAAACAUGCAAGGAGAGAAGGUUACUGAUGCAGUGGAAACCUACAAUAUCUGUAAUGAAACACCUGUCUUGGCCACUGAAAGAGCUUAUCCAACCACCAAACCACCCCCAAAGCACCAGUUUAUACCCAAGCCUACCAUAUACAAAUUGGAGAGUCUCUCAUCAACUCCCUACACAUCCAGCCCUUCUCCAGCUCUGGGGACCCCAAUGGCUGAACAGGAAUAUGAGCAUGUUUCAUUCCACAAAAUCAUAGCUGGAAGUGUGGCCCUUUUUCUCUCGGUGGCUAUGAUUUUAUUAGUCAUCUACGUGUCGUGGAAACGUUACCCAGCCAGCAUGAAACAACUGCAACAAUCUUCAAUGAUGAAGAGGCGCCGGAAAAAGGCCAGAGAGUCCGAGAGACAGAUAAACUCUCCCUUACAGGAGUAUUAUGUGGACUACAAACCUUCCAACACCGAGUCCAUGGAUGUAUUGGUUAAUGGAUCUGGACCCUGUGCAUAUACCAUUUCUGGCUCCCGGGAAUGUGAGGUCCCACGGCACAUCAAGACUGUACCAUACUACACCUAUGACCAGCCCAUGGUCGGCUAUUGCCAGACUCACAAGUCACUGCUUGUAAAUAAGGGCUACGAAGGAAUGUCUCUAGAUCAGAGAGAGACCACCAACCUAGAGCUCAGCAGAGACCAGAGCUACAUCUCAACUAUAGCUCGCUCCGCAGCACCCACCAUAUACAUUGAGAGGAUACCAAACCAAUAAUGGACAGCAGGUGUGUUCACCUCCAUGGAAGAAGAAUGGGACACUCACAUGAUUAUGGACAGGAUUGCCCCUGCAGCUAAUAAGUGCUCUCAGCAUAAAUCAAGACUCAAAUUGCGGAUCACUGCUUGGAUCUCCUCCUGAAGGAACACAACAUCUUAAACAUUGGAGAUUUGGAAACAGCUGGGACAAGGGGGUCUUGGCUUUAAAUGAAAAUCUAAGCCCCUAAUGUAAAAAAACGAAAUAUAACUAACAGGAUUGACAUAAGGGAUUUCUAAACCUAAUUUUAGAUCCCAUCCAGCUGCAUAUGAAAGAGGAAGACAUCUGCCUGUAUAUUUGAUUUUUCUAUUCUUCACGUUGCAUGGUUCCAAUACAGAUGAACCAAAGGGAGAAACUGUGGGGUUUAGGGUAGAGAAUGCUACUUGUUUCAUGUUGAAUAACCCAGUGGGUCUCUUUGAACAGUGGUUCUUUCUUGUUUUCCUGUUUUCUGGGGUUUCUUUCUUUUCUAUGCUGUGUCCAGCUGCAGGUUCCAGCCUUUAGGGAAAGGCCUUUCCUGGUGGCCAAGGCCAUGCAAUGUUGGGCUACAACUUGCAAGAUCUGCAGAAUGGGCCAUGUAUCUCCCCCGGACUGACCCUUUACCACAAAUAUUAAGAUCUCUAUUCCCACAUCAGCUCAAUUGGAUUUUAUUGACCGUUUCUGGAAAAAAAAAGUAAUAAUAUUGUUUUGGUUUCAUUUUUUUAAUUCUCUUAUGAUCAGUUAUAGCUUUUGUGUAGUUUUUAUCAAUAAAAAAGUAUGGAAAAUA